Molecule: messenger RNA, 1127 nt
Organism: Cannabis sativa
Lineage: Eukaryota; Viridiplantae; Streptophyta; Magnoliopsida; Rosales; Cannabaceae
Exons: 2
Coding region: 68-943 (291 amino acids)
Source: RefSeq, a predicted model, not a curated record
AAUAAACCACAAAUUUGAUAGCCCUAUAUAUUAGUCUCAACUCUGACUCACAUAGAGAGUAAACAAAAUGAAGCCAUCUACAAUCAUAAAAAAAAAUAAAAGUGUAAACAAAUUGAGAUUCGGUCACAGAAAGAGAAAAUCAAGAAAAGCAGCCAUUGCAAACACAAGUAAUAAUCAAAAUGUUAUUACACUCAAGUUGUUAAUCGAUACAAAGAAGAAAAGGGUUUUAUUUGCUGAAGGAGGAAAAUACUUCACUGAUUUUCUCUUCUCUCUUCUCUCCAUGCCAGUUGGUACCAUCAUAAGGCUCUUGUCCACCGAUAUUGGCAUGGUUGGUACCUUAGGAAAACUCUAUCAAAGCUUAGAGAAUCUAAGUGAUACUUACAUCCAAUCUAAUGUCGAUAAGGAUAUUCUUCUUAAGCCAAAGUCUUCUGCCCUAGGACAAUCUUCAAAUCUUCUCUCAUUGACUAAUGAUGAUCAUGAUAUCACAUCUCAUGAGCUCUACUCUUGUGGUAAAAAAUCUAAUAAUUAUUCUAGCGGACUUGGUUCUCAUCGUUCAACCAAAAAAUAUUCUUGUCCUAACAAGUAUGUAGCUGAUGAUCCAAAAGCCACUUGCCCUGAUUGUGGAAGUUUGCUCAAUAAGGUUCUGAAUUUUGUGCCACCCCCUAAUUCUACCGAAGUGGGAUCAUCAUCAUCAUCAUCUUCUAGGUCUAAUGAUGAUGUAGGUAUUGUGAAAGGAUUGGUUACUUAUAUGAUUAUGGAUGAUCUUGAAGUGAAACCUAUGUCUUCUAUAUCAAGCAUUGCUUUACUUAACACUUUCAAUGUUAAGGAGAUUGGUGCUCUUCAGGAGAAGAUUGUUUCGGUUGGUAUCAAUGAGGGUUUGAGAUUGUUGAAGGCUUCCCUGUUGACUAAAACGGUUCUUACUCAUGUGUUCUUGGGGAAUUAGCUACAUAUAAGUCUUCAAUGGGAAACUUAUAUAUAUCCAUCAUUAUUGAUGAUCAUAUCUAUUGAGUUUAAUUAAGAGUUUUUAUUUGUUGCUGUUUAUGGAAUGUUGGUGAAAUGUAAUUUAUACAUAUGUUCUCUUUUCUUUUUGUAUUUCUCCCUUAAGAUAUAUUUUCGAAUAUUGCUAG